Caenorhabditis remanei is the source of this 1803-nucleotide messenger RNA. RefSeq lists its product as uncharacterized. The record is from RefSeq and is a predicted model, not a curated record. Bases 1 to 1803 code for a protein of 600 amino acids. The transcript is spliced from 16 exons. Lineage: Eukaryota; Metazoa; Nematoda; Chromadorea; Rhabditida; Rhabditidae.
AUGGAUUCUGAAAUCAAAAAACCAAGACUAGACGACUCUGGCAGCCUUUUUGAUGAAGAUAUGACCAACUCUACGUCGUCUUCUGGUACCUUGACACCGCCUCAACCCUCAUUCCAAAGCUAUCUUCUCCAGUCCAAUCAUGAAUUAAUUCGAGCCCGAGGCGCGUUGCCGAAUGAAACCUUCAUCCUCCAUCCACCACCCCGAUUCUUUCCUGAAUCAGUCCCAGUCCGCCUUAUGUCUCAAGAGGAUUGCCUGUGGGAACUGGCCGUGAUGAACACUAAAGUGGCGGAAGUUUACAAGGAGCCCAAGUUAAAUAUCUGGGAUCCAAAAACAAAACGCUUCAAUCCACCAGGCUGCCUCUUCAACCCCAACAAGCCCAAAAAGAUUCCACAAACCGUGUUGAAUCCAACGGAUGGUAAUCGAUAUUACCGGAAAUGGAAGAGAACUCAAGGAGUAUCUGCAAAUGAGCUGAGCAAUGAGGAAGUAGAGGAGGCACGACGUCUCUACACCAAAGUGAUUGAAGAAUUCGGGAAGCAGGCGAGACUCGGUUUCAUCGAAGCCAUUCCGAUGACGAAGCAAAUCGAGCUGAAAAAGAUGGAGAGAGCAGGAAAAAACUGGCCGAACAUGGCUGAUGAACCAAAAGAUCCGGGCUCUUUGGACACCAAAAUACUGCAAUCCUCACAUGUGGUCGAUUUGAAGACACCGGAUUCAGAAGAACUUGGCUCUGGAAACAAUUCUGCUAAAGCGCCAUUUCCACUAACUUCAAGUGAACCUUUUCCGCCAACUUCAAGCGACAGUGUCCUAGAUUUCAAUUACUUUCAGAAUCAGUUUCACUACGACCGCUAUGUGUCAUCAUUUUUUCCAGCUGAUUUUGCGACCCCGCAGUAUCUGAGAAGACUUCUUUCCGGUGUGAGCAAUGCACCAGAGCAGUCUUUUUUAAUAGAUUUUGACUUAAAUAGUUCUUCUCACUAUCAGAAGCCAACUCUGUCCAAUGAGAGCCAAUUUUAUUUUCCAAGCACCAUCCCGAGAAUCAAUGUGCCAAAUAUUGAAGUCAAAUCGCUCAGUGACCUCCUGAAAACCCUUCCCUCGUCUAUGGAAUUCAUGACUCUCGAAGAGUACGGAACGUCAUCAGAUUCCCCUCCUGGAUGCGAUAAUGUAUCUAGGGAAAGUAGGCCGAUCCCAGAAGUUGUCAAAACUAUAAAAACGCAGGAACCAAGCGAAAAGUCGUCUUCAGCACCAGAAGAGCACUGGGAAGGCUUUCAGAGCUGUGUUAGCUUUAUUGAGCAUAUACCGCUGCCUCCAUUGACUAAAUUGGGGAAGGAUGAGGUAGAUCCUCCAACGAAGGUAAUGACAAAGGAUGAGAUAAACUGGGAACUGGCGAAAAUCAAUGCAGGACAAGAAGAAGUUUACUUGAACCCGAAAUUAAGUUUGCUCGACAAGACUACUGGGAAAAGGGUCAGCCAUCCUUGCCUCUUCAACAUCGAGGGUCCACGACAGUUUCCCCAAUUUGUUCCGAGAUACCCUAAAGGUUAUCAACUAUUGAGAGCAUGGAAAAAGAGUAUUGGAGAUAGCCUGGAAACUAUCACCGGGAGAGAGAAGAUCGAGUUCAUUAGUCUCGCGCACAAGUUGGCAGUCGAGCACAGAAAACAGAGAAAGCGGGGAUGGAUUGAGACGAUUCCGUGGAUGGAAUGGAAAAUUGAACGGAAAAAGCAACAGAAGUCUCGGAAGCCGUUGAUAAGGGAGGCGGAUUCGACGAUGGAGGUCGACGAGGACAGUCCUGGAACAUCUUCCGACAUGACAUAA